Molecule: messenger RNA, 1641 nt
Organism: Aureobasidium vineae
Lineage: Eukaryota; Fungi; Ascomycota; Dothideomycetes; Dothideales; Saccotheciaceae
Source: the annotation of a GenBank genome assembly
AUGAGCACAUCAACACGGCCGUAUGCAUUGCUACGCAACAUUGUCGCCUCAGCGAGGUCAGGCUCCGUCAUAGUCCGCCCAAUCGCACCGCUUUGUCGACCCUCUUCUACAAGGCCAUGCUCUCCGUCUAAAACCCAAUGGACUAGCAAAAGGAAGUGGAGCUCGUCGGCUUGGAGAGCUGCCUCUACACCAGGUCGCAAUGAUCCUGAUGCCAAGGACGACAAGACGAAAGCUGCCGAGCCUCAAAAGACAGAUGAGAGGUUCUACAUGCCACCGCCGCCUGAACAUCUACAGCAAAGAAUUGAUGCAGCUAUUCUCGAUGCCGCAAGAGCUUCCCGGCCCGCGCCUCCACGCGAAACAGCGCCGGAGGCGAAGCUUGUAACUACUGUAGAAGAACAGCCUGCUGGACCGGCUUUCGCAACCCCUGCGCCAGAAACACUAGAAGAACCUCCAAAGGAAACUACUGUCGAAGAAGAGAUCCUAAACAUGGAAGCGGAAGUAGUGGCUGAGAAGGUCGCAAAAGAGGAGGCAGUCAUUGAAGAGGCACUGCCUUCAAAACACCAAGAGCAGAGAUGGCACCUGUCAAAGCGGGUGCAAGAACGCAUGGAUGAGCUGCUAGCAAAGGCUGCAGUCGUCAGUCACAAAGUCAACAACUACACCGGCACCGACUACUCUGGCAUUGAACGCCUGCGUCGCGACAUCAUCGACCAAGAACAACUAGUCAAGGCCGCCCAUGCCGAAGUCAAUGCCGCAAAGGUUGCAUACACAACAUCCUACAGCCAACAAGCUGCCUCGCAGAAAGAAGUCGUCGGCCUUCUCGAACGCAAACACUCAUGGUCAGCCGCUGAUCUCGAACGCUACAUGUCCCUCAUCCGCUCCGAACACUUGAACGAACAGGCUGACGCCAGAGGAAAGCUGGAGAAAAAGGAACGCAAGCAAUACCACGAAGAGCAAAUCUGGAGUGACACAAUCCGUCGCAACAGUACCUGGGUGACAUUUGGUCUCAUGGGUCUGAAUAUCUUCUUGUUACUGGCCAACUUGAUCAUCUUCGAACCCUGGAGAAGACGAAGAAUCGUGAGAGAAAUCAAGACUGCUCUGGACGAGAAGACGACAAUGGCACCAUCCUUCGCUCCUGCCGUCGAGGCUGAAGUCGACAAGGUUAUAGAGCCCAUCGAUCAACCUCUAGAGAAGCUCGAAGAGCAGGUCGUUAACACGGUUGAGGCAGUUGCUACAGAAGUCAUGCCGGAGACGGCGACAGAAGUAGCGCCUGAUGUGCAACCCGAAGCCAUGGCCGAUAGCGAAGUAGCAACUGGAGAGGCACCCCUAGCAGCUGGAGAACUGUUGCCCGAAGAGGCCGCUGAAGUCGGCGAUCCAAUUGCAGAGAUCAACGAAACCGCAGAGAAAGCAGUCGAAGAGCCGACACAACGACCAGAACCUAAGAGCUGGGAGGAGAGGUUCGCGCUCUGGAAGCAAGUUCUGGCUGCCAAGCUAGUCCUCUACAAGGCCAGACUGCAAGACCUCUUCUCCGACCGUCAAGUCACAGUCAAGAGAAUUGACGUGACGACGAUAGCUCUCGAGGGCGCUGCAGCCGGUGUGGCAGUAGUCGGACUUCUGUGGGCGCUGCUCAACGCUCGAUCAUGA